AAUAGGCUGUGGAAGGCAGAGUUGUCCCUGUGGCCGCCAUUAAAGAAAGGAAUCCAUGAAUUCAAAUGGAAACCAACAGGAACCGAGGCUGAAAUAAUGAUCGAAAUAAUCGUUAAAAUAUAGGCCGGUGCCAGAUUUCGAGAGGUCGCUACAGGAUGUACUUCGUUUUCAGGCUAAAAUUUGCGAUGGAGGAGUAAGACAGGACGUUUUUAUUUUUUUAAGCGGAGACCGUUUUAGGGCUAAGGGGGAGGGGGAGAGUUGCUUCUUUGCUCUCCUUUUCUUUUUGUUUUAUGAACAUUUUUCGCUUCCCUCAAUUUGUUUUUACUGUGAGCUUUUGAGAUGUCGACAUAAAGACCGCACGGUCGCUUUUAUCCGCUUUUAGCUCCGGCGGGGGGAACUGCAAUCGGAAGGUUGUUGAAUUAAACUAUCCAAGCCAAAUGUUACACAAAAUAUUUCUCGUUGAUUAAGCCUGCACAUCCUAGAAAACAGCAAUUCGAAUAUUGUUCUUUAUUUCCCGGGAAGUGAAACGAUGGAGAGUUGGACCUCGCAGUGAAGAAGGAUGAGUUCUUGUUUUGUACCAAACGGGGCCAGCUUGGAGGAUUGCCAUUCCAAUCUAUUCUGUCUGGCUGACUUGACAGGGAUCAAAUGGAAGAGGUUUGUGUGGCAGGGUCCCACCUCUGCGCCCAUCCUCUUCCCGGUGACGGAGGAGGACCCCAUCCUAUGCAGCUUCAGUCGCUGCCUGAAGGCCGACGUGCUGAGCGUGUGGCGGCGCAGCCAGCGGCAGGGCCGGAGGGAGCUUUGGCUCUUCUGGUGGGGGGACAGCCCCAACUUCGCUGAUCUCAUCCAUCACGAACUCGCAGCCGAGGACGACGGGCUGUGGGAGAAUGGCCUUUCCUACGAGUGUCGCACUCUGCUGUUUAAAGCCAUUCACAACUUGCUGGAACGCUGCCUCAUGAAUCGCAGCUUCGUUCGCAUCGGCAAGUGGUUUGUCAAGCCCUACGAGAAGGAUGAGAAGCCCAUCAACAAGAGCGAGCACCUGUCCUGCGCCUUCACCUUCUUCUUGCACGGCGAGAGCAACGUGUGCACCAGUGUGGAGAUCAACCAGCACCAGCCCGUCUACCAUCUAACGGAGGAGCACCUCACUCUGGCUCAGCAGGCGUCCAGCCCCUUCCAAGUCAUCCUGAGUCCAUUUGGCCUGAAUGGGACGCUGACUGGCCAGUCCUUCAAGAUGUCAGACCCACCUACGCAGAAGCUAAUUGAGGAGUGGAACCAGUUCUAUCCCAUUAGUCCCAGUGCCAAGGAAAGUCUGUCGGAGGACAAGGCGGAGGACAUGGACUGGGAGGACGACUCUCUUGCCUCUGUGGAGGUUCUCGUCGGUGGUGUGCGUAUGGUGUACCCAGCAUGUCUGGUGCUGGUACCCCAGUCAGACAUCCCUGUUGUGGCCCCUGUGGGGUCUUCCCACUGCACUGCCGUCUACUCGGGUGGCCACCAAGUGCCUGCUUCCCAGCGAGAGCCCGCCAUGUCUUUGGUGACCCUCACCCCUCCCACAUCACCCGAGGAGGCGCAGACAGUGGACUCCCACUCGGCCCAGAAGUGGGUUAAGAUGCCUUCAUCAUCUGACGCUUUCAGCGUGGACAGAACAAGUCACCACGGAGGGAAGAUUCCACGGCGGUUAGCCAGUCAGGUGGUGGAGCAUGUCUGGCAAGAGUGCAAUAUCAACCGAGCUCAGAACAAGCGGAAAUUUUCAGCUGCAACCAACGGUACCUGUGAGGAGGAGCCGAUCGAGAAAGCAGGAGCCUGGGAUUUUGUGGAACCUUCACAGAGGCCGUACUGCAACUGUUCAAGAUACAAGUCGGUGAAGCAACGUCCAGGCAGCACUCCGGGCCAAGCUCAGUCAGCAGGUCAGCCUUCGCAGCCUCCUACCAAGCACAAAACCGGAGGAGAGAAGCCAGAGAAAGGCGAAAAGCAGCAGAAAAGACCCCAAACUCCCUUCCACCACCGCAGCCUGACCAGCGAAGAGGCCGCGUCCAUAGAGAGCGACGCGGCGGCGGCGGGCCAGAGGCUGGCCAUGCGGGGCCAGGACGGCGGAAGGUUCUCUAGUAUUCGCUCGACGGACGUGUCCGCCAUCCAAAAAGCGCCGCAGCUCCACGGCGGGGGGGUCAACGCCGGGCCGUCGGAGCAGGCCAACUCCCCCCAACCCCCACCGCUUAGCCCCCACCUCUGUGAGCGUGGCGAGGAGUCAGGAGAGGGCAUGAAGAACCCUUCAACCCCCAACAGCCAACACUUCUACCAGCCGCCCCCCGAACCGUGUCUGGCGAAGGGCGGUGGCGAGGAGCCCGGCGGGCCAGAGGGCCUGAAUCAGCACUUCCACUCCCAUCACCCGCAUCCCGGAACCUCCGCCUACUCCGAACCUCCCGAGCCCACUGUGUACGUGGGUGCAGCUAUCAACCUGGAGGACGACAGCUCCCACGCGCCGUGGAGGUUAUUCAACUUACCCCGCAGGAAAGAAGCAGAGCUGCCGACGCCGCUGCUGCCGGGCGACAAGCUGAGGGACGAGGCCUCGGCGUCGCAGGACAACCUGGUGUCAAUCACAGAGGUGAUGUCCACAGCUAAAUGGCCGUUGAAGGUGUCGGAGGAGCGCGUUCAGAUGUACCGAGCCAGGAGGAACCAGUACCUGGCUGCGGCCGUGACCGACGGCGACCACGAGCCCGAGGCGGAUCCCUACGCCUUCGAGGAAGGAGAUGUCAAGUUCACGUUCUCCAAUAAGAAGGAUAAAGCAGGCGGGGAGCGUGAGCCAGGCAAGAAACACAAGGGUGAAGACGGAGCAGCGGGUCAGUCAGAUGAUGCUCAACGCGCAGCUGCUCACAACCGCAUGGCCUCCACCAGCCUGAUCCACGAGACAGACCUGGCGGUGUCCAUCAACGACCUGGACAACCUCUUCAACUCGGAUGAGGAUGAUCUGGCGCCUGGAUCCAGACGACCGAUGAAUGGGACCGAUGACAAAUUUGGCAACAAGGAACCAAAGCCAUCCACUCUGGACCCCGUAUCCUGCAUUAGCUCAGCAGACCUGCACCAGAUGUUUCCCACGCCUCCCUCCCUAGAGCAGCACAUCAUGGGCUACUCUCCCAUGAACAUGUGCAGCAAGGAGUACGGCAGCAUGGAGCCCAGCACCGGCAUGACCACGCUGGACGGCACCUCGUCUCUGGGAGGCCACUUUAAGAUCGAGGUGGAGGAGAGUUUCUGCAGCCCCAAGCCAUCUGAGAUCAAGGACUAUUCUUUUGUUUACAAGCCAGAGCUGUGCCAGCCGUUCGUAGGCUGCUCCAUGUUCGCCCCUCUUAAGGCGCUGCCCAGCCAGUGUCUCCCGCCCAUCAAAGUACCAGAGGACUGCAUCUAUCGAUCAAGCUGGACCAUGGGCCGAGAGAUUCUCAACCCCGUGCCUGUGAUGACCUUCUUCAACAAGGACAGCAACAUCCCCAGCGUGGGCAGCGCCAUGGACCAGGACUACAGCCAGACCUACACCCCUCAGACCCACACGCCCAUCAUGUCGAACAGCGCCCCACCGAGCAACAGCGGCGCGGGCAUCCUCCCCUCGCCCGCCACCCCGCGCUUCUCCGCCCCCACGCCGCGCACGCCGCGCACCCCGCGCACGCCCCGCGGCCCCUCCAGCGUCCAGGGCUCGCUCAAGUACGAGAACUCGGACCUCUACUCACCAGCGUCCACCCCCUCCACCUGCCGGCCGCUCAACUCGGUCGAGCCGGCCACGGUGCCCUCGAUCCCCGAGGCCCACAGCCUCUACGUCACCCUCAUCCUCUCCGAGUCGGUCAUGAACCUCUUCAAGGACUGCAACUUCGACAGCUGCUGCAUCUGCGUGUGCAACAUGAACAUAAAAGGGGCCGACGUGGGCGUGUACCUGAGCGACCCCGUCGGCGAGGCGCAGGAGCUCUGCACCUGCGGCUUCAGCGCCGUGGUCAACCGGCGCUACGGGAACGGCUCGGGCCUCUUCCUGGAGGACGAGCUGGACAUCAUCGGCCGGGGCUCGGACGUCAGCAGGGAGGCGGAGAAGCGCUUCGAGGAGCUGCGGCUCUCGUCGCUGGAGAGAACGAGCGUCGGGAGGGGGGACCGCAUCCCGGACGAGCUGAUUCUGCUCCUGCAGGACCAGUGCACCAACCCCUUUUCGCCCAUUUCGGUCCUGGACCAUGACAUUGUGACGCGGGGGCCGAGCGGGGUCCGCGUGCCCGCCUGUGUGAGGGUGGAGGAGAGGGACUACCACAGCGACUGCUACAUGGCCUUGGAGCACGGCAGACAGUUCAUGGACAACAUGUCGGGUGGCAAGGUGGACGAGGCGCUGGUCAAGAGCACCUGUCUGCACCACUGGGCCAAACAAAAUGCAGUGGACGUGAGCGCGCUGUGUUCUCAGGACGUGCUGCGGGUGCUGAUGUCCCUCCAACCCGUACUACAGGACGCCAUCCAGAAGAAGAGGACGGUGCGGUCGUGGGGCGUUCAGGGUCCCCUCACCUGGCAGCAGUUCCACAAGAUGGCUGGACGGGGCUCUUACGGCACAGACGAGUCCCCGGAGCCUCUGCCCAUUCCCACGUUCCUGGUGGGCUACGAGUAUGAUUUCGUGGUCCUGUCCCCGUUCGGUCUGCCAUACUGGGAGAAACUGCUGCUGGAUCCCUUUGGCUCCCAGCGCGACGUUGGCUACCUGGUUGUUUGUCCCGACAAUGAGGCCUUGCUUAGUGGCGCCAAGAGCUUCUUCAGAGACCUCACUGCUGUUUACGAGUCAUGUCGACUGGGGCAGCACCGGCCCAUUUCCAAAGGCUACCCUGAUGGCAUAGUCCUCGUCGGUGGCAGCGGAGCCAAGAAUCUUGUGGAUCAGCCGGUCAGCGAUUGGUUCCUCAAGGCCGCCAGCGGCAACAGCGACGCCUUCACCAAGCUCAAACUCUAUGCACAAGUGUGUCGCCACAACCUCGCUCCAUACCUCGCAUCGCAGCCAUUAGACAGCUCCCUCCUCACGCAGCCCAGUCCCGCGCCCUCGUCCAACCAGUCGUCGUCCGCGCAACUGUCGGGCUCCGGCGCCGUCGGCCAGCAGGGCUCGGCGAACGCCGCCGGCUCCUCCGUUCCCAACAACAACAACAACAGCAGCAGCAGCAACAGUGGGUCCGGAAACGGCUCUGCAUCGUCCAACAGCCUUCUGACGUCGUCGGGCCAGCCUGGCGGCACAAUACAGUCUGCCAAGCCAAACGCUUUCCCCGCAUUCGGGAGCAUGGGCAGCCAGGGCCAGGGAGGCGGCCCCCAGAGUGGACAGCUGGGACAGCAGGCUGGUACCCAGAAUACUGCCACCUCAGGGGACAACUCCAGCAGCCAGGCGCAGGGGCCCGCAGAGCCUCCUGAAAGCACUUUGGAACGAGAGAAGGUCGGCGUGCCCACCGACGGCGAGUCCCACGCCAUCACGUACCCACCCGCCAUCGUUGUUUACAUUGUGGACCCCUUCAGCUACGAGGACGUUGACGACGGUCCCGGGCCGGUGCCGGCUCACUCCAGCGUGUGGACGCUGGGUUUACUACGCUGCUACCUUGAGAUGCUUCAGUUCCUGCCCCCGCACAUCCGCAACUCUAUUUCUGUACAGAUUGUCCCGUGCCAGUACCUGCUGCAGCCAGUGCGAGGCGAAGACCGCCACGUCUACGCCCAGCACCUCAAAUCCCUGGCGUUCUCCGUCUUCGCCCAGUGCCGACGGCCGCUCCCCACCUCCACCAACGUCAAGUCGCUGACGGGCUUCGGCCCGGGCUUGGCCAUCGACACCGCUCUGAAGAGCCCGGAGAGACCGGAGUGUCUGCGUCUGUACACACCUCCGUUCAUCCUGGCACCCGUGAAGGACAAGCAGACGGAGCUCGGGGAGACAUUUGGAGAGGCGUCGCAGAAAUACAACGUGCUGUUCGUGGGAUACUGUUUGUCCCACGACCAGCGGUGGCUUCUGGCCACCUGCACUGACCUGUACGGGGAACUCCUGGAGACCUGCAUCAUCAACAUCGACGUGCCCAACAGGCCGCGGAGGAAAAAGGGCUCGGUUCGGCGGCUCGGCCUGCAGAAGCUGUGGGAUUGGUGCUUGGGACUCGUGCAGAUGACAUCGGUUCCCUGGAGGGUGGUGAUUGGCCGACUGGGCAGGAUAGGACACGGAGAGUUAAAAGACUGGAGCAUUCUGCUGAGCAGGAGAAACCUCCAGUCGCUCAGUCGGCGUCUGAAGGAAAUGUGUCGAAUGUGCGGCAUCUCCGCCUCCGACACCCCCAGCAUCCUCAGCGUGUGCUUGGUUGCCAUGGAGCCGCAGGGAUCCUUUAUCAUCAUGCCAGACUCCGUGUCGACGGGCUCGGUGUUCGGCCGCAGCACCACCUUGAACAUGCAGACGUCCCAGCUCAGCACCCCGCAGGACACCUCCUGCACCCACAUCCUGGUCUUCCCCACCUCCGCCUUCGUCCAAGUCGCCAGCUCCAAUUACACCAACAUUGACCCCAACAUCGACAUCCUCAACGCCAAUGGGUCCGAUGCUAUUGGGAUCUUUGACCUGCUGGACCAAGAGAACGAGUUAGUGGACCCAGACAUCAUCAACAUCUCACCCACCACUUCUCCAGUCCACUCCCCUGGCUCUCAUUACCACCACGGAGGCGAUGGCAGUAAGGGCCAGAGCACAGAUCGGAUGGAGUCUCACGAAGAAGUCCCCAACCUCCUGCAGCAGCCCCUGGCACUUGGCUACUUUGUCUCCACGGCCAAAGCCGGCCCUCUACCCGACUGGUUCUGGUCAGCCUGUCCGCAGGCUCAGAACCAGUGUCCACUCUUCCUCAAGGCCUCUUUGCACCUCCAUGUGUCUUCAGUGCAAUCAGAUGAACUACUGCACAGCAAACACUCCCAUCCCCUUGACUCCAAUCAGACCUCAGAUGUACUCAGAUAUGUGCUGGAGCAGUACAACGCCCUCUCCUGGCUGACGUGUGACCCGGCUACGCAGGACAGACGAUCAUGUCUACCUAUUCACUUUGUGGUGCUCAACCAGAUGUACAACUUCAUCAUGAACAUGUUGUAGCCAACGGCCCCGUUACAGGAGGGGAUGCGGGGGAAACAUUUCAGAGAAGAGGAAAGUCCGAAGCGCGUUUCGUCUAGAACUACAGAGCUGGAUCCUGCACGGAGAUGGAGUUAUAGGGCUGUUCAAAGCCUCGUCGGUCCCGCCCCAACCCCCCACCUCCCCCUGCCCCUCCAUGGCUGUUACUUGUUGAGACUGUCCUGUCCCUGUGAUUUAAAGACAUAAACAUAGAGACAAUGGAAUAAAAUAAGGGGGGAAAACUGAAGUUGACUCGCAAUUAAUGAACGUGAGAGACUGACAGAUUGGCUGUCAUGGUAUGUAGCGUGGCAGCGCAGUCACUGGCCAGUCUGUAUCGGAGAGAAUUCUAUCUGUAAAGUUAUUGGAAGAAAAGGGACAUAUUUGAUCAAGGAAAAAAGAAACUAAAGAAUGGCUCUUUGGUUUUAAAACAUGAAAUUCAUUUUUAUUCCUUUGGAUGAAAUAGUAUCCAAAUGAAAUGCCUGCAUCUAUCUUAUUUAUUGUAAGUUUUUAAAUGUAUAAUUUGUCUUAUUUCUUAACCUUUUAUAUAUAAAAAAUGGAGAAGGUUUAUAUCACCUUCCUGCUUUAAAGCAAUUGGUCUGAGAUAUAUGUAAUCGUCUUAAUUAAUAAAACAACCAGGAAAAAUCCCAUAAAAAUUAAAUAAAGUCCCAGUAGGUCGCUUUUAGAGUAUUAUUUUUUGUAAUGGAGACAGAAUAUUUGUAUUGUCACAAUGUACAGAAGAAUUGGAGUGGAGAAUUAUGUUUCAUGCCUUUGAGCAUGAAGGACUUACAGCAAAGCUGUAGCUACAGAGGUCUUGUACAGCAAUGAACUUCACUGUGUUCAAAUAAAGAGGUACAUUGUUGUAUAUAGUAUUUUAUACCACACAUUUAGACACAAAAACCAAACGGCAAUAUAUAUAUAAAUAAUUAUAUAUGAAGGCCAUGCCAGCAGUUGGUGGUGUGGCUUCUGUUUUAGGAAUAAAGUGCGUCAACUUA
Mugil cephalus (flathead mullet) is the source of this 8076-nucleotide messenger RNA. It is a transcript of the gene med13a, whose product is annotated as mediator complex subunit 13a. Gene Ontology annotation, molecular function: transcription coregulator activity. Lineage: Eukaryota; Metazoa; Chordata; Actinopteri; Mugiliformes; Mugilidae. Bases 560 to 7069 code for a protein of 2169 amino acids. The record is from RefSeq and is a predicted model, not a curated record. Gene Ontology annotation, biological process: regulation of transcription by RNA polymerase II. The transcript has 30 exons. Gene Ontology annotation, cellular component: mediator complex.